Molecule: messenger RNA, 1197 nt
Organism: Vigna radiata var. radiata (mung bean)
Lineage: Eukaryota; Viridiplantae; Streptophyta; Magnoliopsida; Fabales; Fabaceae
Exons: 1
Coding region: 225-896 (223 amino acids)
Source: RefSeq, a predicted model, not a curated record
GUGUUAAAAGAAGCUUCACCUAUGCCAACAUAACAUUCAGACAGUAAGCAACAACAACUCUUCAUGCUCUCUCUCUCUUUCUCUCACUCUCGCUCUUCUUUCUUCAACCCACUCUCAUCCUCUCUCUAUUUUCUCCCAAUUUCUUCUACCCAACACAACAACAUAACCUUUUCUUCUUCAAACUUACACACAACACUCCGUUAGUGUUUUUUCUGUCUCCAUCAAUGGACCACUUUCUCUUCAAACCAGACAAGCCCAACGCCAUUCAAACACAAAACCUCUUCGCCGCCGUUUCCAAAAUCCUUCGCAUUCUCGAACUCUGCCUCCUCUUCCUCCUCCUCUCCUGGCUCCUCACGCGCCUACCCUUCGCCUUCGCCCUCUCUGCGCAAUUCCUUACCCGCUUUCUCUCCUUCGCCGCCAGCCCUCUCUUCGUCUUCGCCCUCUCCAACGCCAUCAUCGCCGCCCUCCUCGCCCAGUCCCGUUGCCUCUCCGGCCCCCGCUCCGCGGCCGACGCUCUCUACCACGAUUUCCUCAACUCCCGCACCCCCGUCACUGCACUCCACGCGCCGCCGCCGCGCGUGCUGCCCGAGCCCGAGUUCCAUGACAAGCAGGUCAUAGCCGAGACGGUUCAGGGUCGGCCCAGUGUCGACCCCGCCGCGAAGUACCGCCGGAGCAAGUCAGAGAACUGGAAAGGAGACAGCCUAAAAACGCCUCGCAGGCGAAAUCUCCGUCGGUCGGAGACCGAGAAGCGGCUCGAAAAGCCACCGGAAAAUUUGUACCCGCAGGAUAAGCUGAGCAAUGAGGAGUUCCAACGCGCCAUUGAAGCGUUCAUCGCGAAGCAAUUGAGGUUUCUUAGGGAAGAGUCUUCUGCCAUUGUUGUUCAGAAUCCGUCAUAAUAGAUUUUGAAAGCUGUUUAAAAAAGAAAAUAGAUAAUAUAUGACAGUCCCUUGUGAUCCAGUGUGGAUAAUUUUCGGUGGAGCGCAUAACAUUGUCUGAAAGUGUGUGUUUUUGGCGAAGGUAAUGACGUGGAGAUAUAUAAUAUAAUUGAUGAGGCCUGGAACUGAAGAAUAUGUUCCUUGAUGGAUGCUGAUCUUAUUCUAGAGUUUAUAGUUUUAUUAGCUAGCUAUGAGAGAAAUGCAAGGGAAUAAUGGUAUUGUAUUCCUAAUAAACAUCAAUGGUUGAUGCUUGAUUUAUUCA